Phacochoerus africanus (Common warthog) is the source of this 2740-nucleotide messenger RNA. It is a transcript of the gene ZNRF1, whose product is annotated as zinc and ring finger 1. The record is from RefSeq and is a predicted model, not a curated record. Bases 650 to 1333 code for a protein of 227 amino acids. The transcript is spliced from 4 exons. Lineage: Eukaryota; Metazoa; Chordata; Mammalia; Artiodactyla; Suidae.
CAUUGUCUCCACGGCGGCGAGGAGCGCCGGAGAGCGCAGUCCCGGACCAAGCAGGGCGGCGCGGCUCGCCGGGAAGGCGGCGGCUCCUGGAGCGGGCGCGACGCGACGCUAUCACCGCUUCCCGAGCUCUGUCUGGCCUCCCAGCGCCGCGGCCCUCCCGAGGCCUGGAGGGGUCCGGGCCGCCGUCCAUGGUCGCGGCGUCCUGAGGCGGGGGACGCGCCCGGCGCCCCCAGCCCUCCUCCGCCUCCUGCUUUCGGGCGGGCGGCCUCCUCCGGCGCCUCCCUGCGCCCGCCCGCCUGCUCGCCCGCCGCCUCCCUCCCUCUUUCCCUGCGGCUCCCCCGGCUUUCGGGAACCCGGGGGCGGCCUGUGGCGCGCCGAGCCCGCGGCGGACUGCACCUCUUUGGACCUUGAGGGGAAACAUGCGUUUGGCUUGGAUCGGUUUAAAUUCUUAGUUUGGGAUCCCCGCCCGCCUGCCUCUUCCGCCCCGCGGGUUUUCUUUUCUCUUUUUCUUUUUUUUUGUCCUUUUCCACCUCCCAGUCUCCUUUUUGACUCCCUCCCCCUUUAUGCUCGCCCAACCCUCCCCCGGUUGCUGAGAAGUGGGGGAGGGUCUCGGCCUCCAGGUUCCCGCCCCACCGGGGCCCGGGCGAGCAUGGGGGGCAAGCAGAGCACGGCGGCUCGUUCUCGGGGCCCCUUCCCUGGGGUCUCCACCGAUGACAGCGCCGUGCCCCCGCCGGGAGGGGCGCCCCACUUUGGGCACUACCGGGCAGGCGGCGGGGCCAUGGGGCUGCGCAGCCGCUCGGUCAGCUCGGUGGCGGGCAUGGGCAUGGACCCCAGCACGGCCGGGGGGGUGCCCUUUGGCCUCUACACCCCCGCUUCCCGGGGCACCGGCGACUCGGAGAGGGCGCCCGGCGGCGGAGGGUCGGCGUCCGACUCCACCUAUGCCCACGGCAAUGGUUACCAGGAGACGGGCGGCGGUCACCAUAGAGACGGGAUGCUGUACCUGGGCUCCCGAGCCUCGCUGGCGGAUGCUCUACCUCUGCACAUCGCACCCAGGUGGUUCAGCUCGCACAGUGGUUUCAAGUGCCCCAUUUGCUCCAAGUCUGUGGCUUCCGAUGAGAUGGAAAUGCACUUUAUAAUGUGUCUGAGCAAACCUCGCCUCUCCUACAAUGAUGACGUGCUGACUAAAGACGCAGGGGAGUGUGUGAUCUGCCUGGAGGAGCUGCUUCAGGGGGACACGAUAGCCAGGCUGCCCUGCCUGUGCAUUUAUCACAAAAGUUGCAUAGACUCGUGGUUUGAGGUGAACAGAUCUUGUCCAGAACACCCUGCGGAUUGACCCUGCUGGGCUCGCUUGCUGACUCCUCUCAAAGGUGAGCCUGUGGUUGGGAUGGAGUCGCUCUGGGACCAGGAGGGUGGGGGGCUCCGAGCUGCCCUCACACCCCCGCCACCCCUGAGAGGGUCGGGGAGAGGGGAGCAUGUUAGCAGCAGUGGUGCCGUGGGGUGGGGUGGUUCCCGGGCAGGAUGCGAGUGGAGACUUGCUCGGUCAUGGAGGAGAACCUGCUUAGCAGAGGUAGCUUCGUUGGGCUGCGUUCCAGAUGUCUGGGGCCGGUCUCCCCGAGGAGAGGGCUGGGCAGGAGAAGCAGCACAAACUCUGGGACAAGACACUGCCUUGCUUCCCAACUGCCUCGUGCUCCCUGGGUGGUGGGGGCAGGUCCUCACCUUAGGGGUCUCUGCUGCCUCUUUGGGGAAGGGACAUCACAGGCCCUGAACGAGACAGCAUGUGUUCUUGAGGCUUCCAGGCCGAGCUUGGGGCCCCGCUACCCACAGCAGAGCAGUGCAAUCGGCUUCCUCCCCAAAUGUGCACUUGCUCUCCCCGAACCAUCAUUUGACCCCCGUUUCUCUUUGGGCGCGUUGCUUUGUUGCCACCGUCCCCUCCUGUCCCCAUCCGGGCUGGCGCUUGUGCUCCUUGCUGACAGACUAAACUCGCAGAGAAACCCACACCCAAACCCAGACUCCACCUCCUCUCGCAUCCGAGGGUCUGGGGGCCUCUUUCCCUCUCUCUUCCCGCCUGCCUCUGUUUUCUGUUUUCUUUUGUUCUUCGUUAGGUUUAUUUUCUUUAUUCCAAGUAAACUCCCAGAACAGCUGAUGAUGUCAAACUAUUCAGGGACAUUGGCUCUUUUUACCUUCGCCUCAAAAACUGAGGAUGUGGGGCGAAGAAACAGCAAGGGGGAGAGUGAGGCCGAGGGAGUGGAGCCUGGCGCUGGCUGCGAGCCCACCUUCCUGGCACAUUUGGCUUCACGAUGUUCGGCGCCGGGGCCCCCGGACCGGAACCACGGGCGCCCCGGCCCGGCCUCGCGGGAUGCACACGGCCAGCCUCGGCCCCUCGGAACACGACUCACGUCUCCUGGUCCCCACAGGGACAGCCAGGCCCCCCCCCCCCCGCCCCCGUUCCUGAGAGGAGGCUUCGGACCCUGGGGCAGAGCUGAGCUGGGGACACCCGUGGGAACAGGGCGCCCCUCCUGCACUGACUUCCAGAGAUGGUUCUCCCUUUCUCCCCGAGGACACCAGACUGGAUGAGCACGCGUUUGCCAGAAGGAAGAACCACCCGCUCUCCUUCCCUCAUCCUCAUCCCAGGAGGGAAAGGGCAUUUUCUUUUUCACUUUCGAAAGGCGUUGUGGGUCUGUCUCUAAAGUGUUUACAAAAAAAACUAUAAAAACAAAAAAACAAAAAACAAAAACAAAAA